Molecule: messenger RNA, 1469 nt
Organism: Acinonyx jubatus (cheetah)
Lineage: Eukaryota; Metazoa; Chordata; Mammalia; Carnivora; Felidae
Gene: LIME1
Product: Lck interacting transmembrane adaptor 1
Exons: 6
Coding region: 638-1459 (273 amino acids)
Biological process (GO): regulation of transcription by RNA polymerase II; regulation of canonical NF-kappaB signal transduction; T cell receptor signaling pathway
Cellular component (GO): B cell receptor complex
Molecular function (GO): protein kinase binding
Source: RefSeq, a predicted model, not a curated record
UGUGGGGAGAUGCGCUGGCAGGAAGUGGGGUGGGGAGCUCCGCUGAGGUCUGCACGAGGGCACCUCUGAAGGUGCCCAAGCCACUGGGCCUGCUCCAGCCGGGGCCGAGGAGGAGCUACCGUGCGCAGGGCCUUGCCUUUCAGGGGGCCAAGCUCUGCAGUAGAUGGCUAGGGGGGCAUCACCUGCGUCUGUGGCCUGUGCCUUGGAGGGCCAAAGGCAUGACCUCAGGGCCUCCCCGGGUCCCAGGCUUAGACUACGGUGAGCAGAGCAGGCCCUUGGCUUGGUCGCAGCUCCCCUGCCCCUCCUCACUGGCCAUGUUCAGCUACCACUUGGGUCAUCCACACCGACAGGUACUCGUGAGGCCGAGCAGAGCACACCUCCUCGCAUGUCACCAGGGCCCCCCAGCCAGAGUUAGGAAGGUGGCUGCUGGGGCUCCGUCCUCCAUGCUUCUGCAGGAAGGAGGGGCUGUGGAGUCUUGGGGUUUCCUGUGUGCUGAGUCAGAGCACCCAAGGGGGAGGGGACUGCCCAGCAGCUUGAGGUGCAAAAGUAGGUAGGGCUCCCAGGUAUGUGCCCGUUCCGUCAGUCAGCCCCCAGCAUCCCUGUCUUCUUGCCCCAGGCCUAGCUGUGGCUUCACAGGAUGGGGCCACAGGUGCCCUCGGCCCCUCCUGUCCUCUGGGUCCUAGGGUGCCUUGCCUUGUUCCUCUGGCUGUGGACACUGUGCACAGCCUGCCACAGGAAGCGGGUGCAGAGGUCGCGGGCCGGGCCCCAGGGCUGUGUGAUGCCAGUGGAAGUGUCACUGCUGAGACAACACCGCCUCUGCUCCCUCAGCAAGUCAGACACCAGACUGCAUGAGCUGCACCGGGGCCCAAAAAGCUGCAGGGCCCCUCGACCUGCCAGUGUGGAUAUCCUGCACCCGCGAUGGCUGGAAGUGCCCAGAGGCACCAGCAGACCUCUGACAGCCUUCUCACACCGAGAACUGCCCCGGGCGACGCCUGCUGCCACCUUGCCCUCCAUCUGCCCCGAGGCCACCUAUUCCAAUGUGGGGCUGGCUGCCCGCCCUGUGGUGUGGGCAGGGGCACGGCUGACCAGCAGCCAUGCCAGGCCCGGGCCUGAGGCCGGACCCGGGGUGGCUGAGUAUGCCUGUAUCCAGAAGCUCGAGGGAACAGAUCAAGGCCCCCAAAGCCUCAGGCAGUGGAAGGCCGAGGUGACCCCAGCUGUUCAGGUGGACAUCCUGUACUCCAGGGUUAAGAAGCCUAAAAAGAGGGGCCUAGGACCUGCCACAGAUCAGCUGGACCCCAAGGGCAGAGGAGAAAUUCCGGCUCUGGGAAGUGACCAGGCCUACGAGACCCUCCCACUCAGGGGCCUAGGCAUGGAUGAUGGCCUCCCAGACAAUGUGUACGAGACUAUCCAGGAGAUGGGGGCCCCUGAGCACCGGGAGCCCUCUGGCUGUAGCUAUUAGCAUAAGAAAA